Molecule: messenger RNA, 894 nt
Organism: Capronia coronata CBS 617.96
Lineage: Eukaryota; Fungi; Ascomycota; Eurotiomycetes; Chaetothyriales; Herpotrichiellaceae
Exons: 3
Coding region: 1-894 (297 amino acids)
Cellular component (GO): intracellular anatomical structure
Molecular function (GO): oxidoreductase activity, acting on NAD(P)H, oxygen as acceptor
Source: RefSeq, a predicted model, not a curated record
AUGGCACCAGGAGUACUUGCAGGCUCCGCCGUCAGCGACACGACACUACCCAGCAAUGUCCCAGAGACGCAACAAACACCAGCCAACCAGGAGUCCAAACAACUGUUCUCCCUUGCAGGCACUACCACGGUAGUCACUGGAGGCGGACGAGGCCUCGGCAUAACCCUUGCCAAAGCCAUCGUUGAAGCCGGAGGUCACGCUGCUUGUCUUGACGUACUCCCGGAACCAUCGAAGGAGGAAUGGGCUGGUUUGGAGAAGCUUGCGAAGCAGUCGGGGCUCACCGUCUCCUAUUACCGAUGCGACAUCACGAAAGAAGAGGAGCUGUCGAAGGUAUUCCAGGACGUGGAUGAGAAGGCGCAACAACUCAAUGCUCCGUUGAAGGGCACCGUAGCAUGCGCCGGUAUCCAACAGAAAGUGCCCGCCUUGGAAUAUCCCGCGGAGGAUUUUGAGCGAAUGUUGCGAGUAAACGUGACUGGAUCAUUUUUGACAGCCAAGCACGCUGCCAGAGUCAUGGUCAAGCACCGCACCGGUGGGAGCAUCGUCCUGAUUGCAUCCAUGUCGGGAAACAUUGCCAAUAGGGGCCUCACAUGCACCGCAUACAAUUCCAGCAAGGCGGCGGUGCAGCAAGUGUGUCGAUCGGUCGCCCAGGAAUGGGGACAGUACGGGAUCCGAGUCAAUACCUUGUCGCCCGGUUAUAUCCGUACCGCCAUGACGGACGCUCUCCUACAAGCCGAACCCGAGGUCGAAAAGACAUGGAUGGCUGGCGCGCUUUUGGGACGACUGGGAGCACCAGAAGAUUUUAAAGCUCCUAUUAUCUUCCUCUUGGGUCCCGGUAGCAGUUGGAUGACUGGAGCUGAUCUCAGAGUGGACGGAGGACAUUGUGCUUCCGCGUAG